Ailuropoda melanoleuca (giant panda) is the source of this 3387-nucleotide messenger RNA. RefSeq names its product serine/threonine kinase 11 (gene STK11). The transcript is spliced from 9 exons. Lineage: Eukaryota; Metazoa; Chordata; Mammalia; Carnivora; Ursidae. Gene Ontology annotation, cellular component: cytoplasm. Gene Ontology annotation, biological process: protein phosphorylation; glucose homeostasis; establishment of cell polarity. The record is from RefSeq and is a predicted model, not a curated record. Bases 644 to 1885 code for a protein of 413 amino acids. Gene Ontology annotation, molecular function: protein kinase activator activity; protein serine/threonine kinase activity; ATP binding.
CCCCAGCAGCGCGCCCGGCCCCCAGCGAAGCUCGGCUGCGCAGCCUGGGGCCCUGGGGCCGGCCGGCCGCCGCGGGGCCCUCUCUGGGCGCGCGCCACGGCCCGCUGGUAAUGCCCGUCCCGGAGAAGACUUGGUUUGGCCGCACCGGUGUUUGUUCGAGGGUCUAAAGUCCCUGGAGAAUGACCUAGCACUUGGAAGCCCCACCGGCCUCCUGAGGGCCCCCGUGGACGCGCCGGCCCGACCCGAAGCCGCGAGGCGGGCAGGCACCCAGACUUGCGACCCUCCGCACCGUCGAGUGCCGGGGGUCCGGGCCAGGCGCGCCUCUUGAACUCACGACUAGGACAAUCGUUUCUUUUCGAAGAAGGGUUUUUCUCCUUUUUUGUUUUCCUUUCUUUCUUUCUUUUUUUUCUUUCUUUCUUUCUUUCUUUCUUUCUUUCUUUCUUUCUUUCUGUUCUUUCUUUCUUUCUUUCUUUCUUUUUUGCUUUUUUGUUGACUUUUGUUUUUGGGGGUUUUGUUUUGUUUUGUUUUGUUUUGUUUGGAGAAGGAAACUUUAGUGGGACAAAAGGAAGAACCGCGGGCACCAGGGGCAGUAGAUAAGUGAGAUAAGGGACCGCCGGCGAGCGUCGGAGGCGUUGGGUCCAGGAUGGAUGUGGCCGACCCGCAGCAGAUGGGCAUGUUUACAGAGGGGGAGCUGAUGUCCGUGGGGAUGGACACGUUCAUCCACCGCAUCGACUCCACGGAAGUCAUCUACCAGCCCCGGCGCAAGCGGGCCAAGCUCAUCGGCAAGUACUUGAUGGGAGACCUGCUGGGGGAGGGGUCCUACGGCAAGGUGAAGGAGGUGCUGGACUCGGAGACGCUGUGCAGGAGAGCUGUCAAAAUCCUCAAGAAGAAGAAGUUGCGAAGGAUCCCCAACGGGGAGGCGAACGUCAAGAAGGAAAUCCAACUUCUGAGGAGAUUACGGCACAAAAAUGUCAUCCAGCUGGUGGACGUGUUGUACAAUGAAGAGAAGCAGAAAAUGUAUAUGGUGAUGGAGUACUGCGUGUGCGGCAUGCAGGAGAUGCUGGACAGCGUGCCAGAGAAGCGCUUCCCCGUGUGCCAGGCCCACGGGUACUUCUGCCAGCUGGUGGACGGCCUGGAGUACUUGCACAGCCAGGGCAUCGUGCACAAGGACAUCAAGCCGGGCAACCUGCUGCUUACCACCAGCGGCACGCUCAAGAUCUCCGACCUGGGUGUGGCUGAGGCACUGCACCCUUUUGCUGAGGACGAUACGUGCCGCACGAGCCAGGGCUCCCCAGCAUUCCAGCCUCCUGAGAUUGCCAAUGGCCUCGACACCUUCUCUGGCUUUAAGGUGGACAUCUGGUCAGCUGGGGUCACUCUCUAUAACAUCACCACAGGCCUGUACCCGUUCGAGGGGGACAACAUCUACAAGUUGUUUGAGAACAUCGGGAAGGGAGACUACACGAUCCCGGGUGACUGCGGCCCCCCGCUCUCGGACUUGCUGAGAGGGAUGCUGGAAUACGAGCCAGCCAGGAGGUUCUCCAUACAGCAGAUCAGACAACACAGCUGGUUCCGGAAGAAGCACCCGCCAGCUGAGGAGCUGGUGCCCAUCCCACCGAGCACAGACUGCAAGGAUCGCUGGCGCGGCAUGACGGUGGUGCCCUACCUGGAGGACCUGCACGGCUGUGCUGACGACAACGGGGAGGAGGACCUGUUCGAUAUCGAGGAUGACAUCAUCUAUACUCAGGACUUCACGGUGCCCGGUGGCGAGGACACGUCUGAGGCAGGGCUUAGAGAGGAGAGAGGCACGCAGAAGAGCCAGUGCUCAGACCUUUCUGGAGAGGAAGCUGAGGCCGGGGGCGCAGAGGAGCUCGAGGCCUUAGUGUAGCGCUGCCCCUGUCCCCCCCCCCCCCCCCNCCCGCCCCGCAGCGCCACCCAAUGCCAUACAGGGCCAGGCCUCGGCACCCUCCCACCAACCCUCCCUGACCCUGCCCAGGGCAGCUGCCCCAACCCCCACAGUGUUCACUGUUCUGGUCUGGGGCCAGUUUCACAGGUUCCCAUCAUAAAGGUUUGCCCUGCUGUGCGUGUGUGGGUGGUGCUUGUCUCCCUUUUCCCCGGCUCGUUUGCCACGUGUUAGAUUUUUAUUGUGGAAUAAAUUGGUGUAGGGGGGUGGCCCGUGUGGUUGGUGGGGCCCCUGGGGACACCCCCUUGGGCAGUAACGCUGUGGGCCCGGAGCUGUUCUGCUGGCAGAGCUGGAGCGGGGCUCAUGCGUCCCAUCCCGCAGGGGGCCUGCUUGGGGGUCUGUGGUGCCCGUUUUGGAGCUGACACGUGCUGCACCCCAAGUGGCUGUGGCUUUGGCUCAGCUGUGUGCCUGUGGAGUCCUGGGAGGUGAGGUGCGCAUGAUGUCCGUGGCCUGGCAGCAGUCUGUCCCCUACGUAGAACAGGAGAGAGGUUUCCUGUCUCUCAGAGGUACUGGGCUGUUACGUCAGGUCCUCGGGAGUGACCCUCGCUGGCAGGCCGUCUGCUCUCCCAGCAAGGCAGAGUGAGGACUCUGCCAGAUCCCAGAACCUUGGCAGUCCUCUGACUACGUGAGUGAGAGACCAGGAGCUGCCUUGUGUGGUUGGGGAGGGCUGAUGGAGUAGCGGCUUUCCAGGCUGGAGUCGGAUGCCUGGCCUGAGAACGUCCGUCCGUGGUAGCGGUAGCAGAGCUCUGCUCCAGGACCAGUGGGUUAGCAGUGAGCUGUGCUGCGGCCACGUCCCCUCUUCACUCCAGUCCCCAUGCUGCAGUCACCCUCAGAGGUGCUCAGCUGCUUGGCCUUGGUCUCCCGGCACUGUCCCCACUAUGGGGUUCUGCCUCCCACCCCGAAAGCUGGGUGCUGGCCCUUGGGCCAGAGGCGGGUGGUUGUGGCUGAUGCUCCAGUCCUUUGAGGAUGAGGAGGCCAGAUCCUGUGCCCCCCCCCCCCGCCCCGCCGCAGCCACAGUAGCUGCUGUGCCAGUAGCUGGGCUCCAGGUAGUCUGUGCAGAGCUGUGACACUCAGUGCCCGCGUGGCCCCUCCUCCAUCGGAGCAGGGCACCUGACCCCCCACGAGACCUCUCUCUGGCAGGAAUCUGUCAGCAGGGAGGUGCUCUGACCUAGGAUGCUUCCUGUGUGCAUAGUGGUGGCUCAUGGCAAGUUCCAGAAGCUGCUGAGUCAGAUACCGGAGGCCGUUGGCCUAGAGGGGGCGCUGUGCUGGAGAAGAAGUGGACUGGAGGCAGCCGAGGGCAGCUUCCCGCCUGUGUCCCAGGAGGGUGGGCUAUGGGUAGCAGGCUGAUUUUCCAUGUGCACUCAAUGAGCUACAUGGGCCCUAGCAGGUUGGCUGACCCCUGCAUGCCUUCCCCCCACCCCCGCCCC